Pipistrellus kuhlii (Kuhl's pipistrelle) is the source of this 4389-nucleotide messenger RNA. It is a transcript of the gene ZBTB47, whose product is annotated as zinc finger and BTB domain containing 47. Gene Ontology annotation, cellular component: nucleus. Gene Ontology annotation, biological process: regulation of transcription by RNA polymerase II. Gene Ontology annotation, molecular function: RNA polymerase II cis-regulatory region sequence-specific DNA binding; DNA-binding transcription factor activity, RNA polymerase II-specific; protein binding. Lineage: Eukaryota; Metazoa; Chordata; Mammalia; Chiroptera; Vespertilionidae. The coding region runs from base 258 to 2876 and encodes 872 amino acids. The transcript has 6 exons. The record is from RefSeq and is a predicted model, not a curated record.
GGAGGGGAGGGGGAUGGAGGGGUACUGUCAGGAGGGGGCCCUGGGAAGGUGACCAAAUGUGGGACUUGGGAUGCGGUGGGGGUGGUGCGUCUGAAUGAUGACGUGGCCACAUGAGACCCGCAGAGGCCCCCUCUCCACAGUGGUGGCCCUGCCAAGCCCAGAGCCCCGUGGUCCUCACUCUGCCGCCUGCUCGGCCUGGCAGCGUUCCUCUGUAGCUUCCUGCCAGCACAGCCAGCCCCCUGCCCCCACUGGUGUCCAUGCCAGAGCGGCAUUCCGCAGGCCUGGCUGCCUCUCCCCAGCAGAGACCGAGUGAGGAGGCUGCAGAGCAGCCAGCCGUCAGGUGGCAGGGCUGGGGGCACUGUGGGCCUGGGCCUCUGGACCACUCCCUGGUCCCUCCUCCCGGUCCUGGGACAGGCACCCGAAAGGAUUUGGGCACUACUCCAGCUGUGGUCCGGAUUGUUGUUAUCUCCACAACAGGCUGUGCAGCGACCACCAGGUCGUUGCUGGUUGAGAAGACAACCGACUCACCGGCGGCUGAGUUCUCGCUGGUGGAGGACGUGGCUCUGCACUUCGCCUGCUUGAUGGGCCGUCUGAACGAGCAGCGCCUCUUCCAGCCCGACCUCUGCGACGUGGACCUGGUGCUGGUGCCCCAGUGCAGCGUCUUCCCGGCGCACAAGGGCGUGCUGGCCGCCUACAGCCAGUUCUUCCACUCGCUCUUCACCCAGAACAAGCAGCUGCAGCGCGUGGAGCUGUCCCUGGAGGCGCUGGCGCCCGGCGGCCUGCAGCAGAUCCUCAACUUCAUCUACACGUCCAAGCUGCUGGUCAACGCGGGCAACGUCCACGAGGUGCUCAGCGCCGCCUCGCUGCUGCAGAUGGCCGACAUCGCCGCGUCCUGCCAGGAGCUGCUGGACGCCCGCUCCCUCGGCCCCCCGGGCCCCGGCGCCGUGGCCCUGGCCCAGCCGGCUGCCAGCUGCACCCCAGCCCCGCCACCCUACUACUGCGACAUCAAGCAGGAGGCCGAUACCCCGGGCCUGCCCAAGAUCUACGCCCGAGAGGGCCCGGACCCCUACUCCGUGCGUGUGGAGGACGGGGCGGGGACUGCGGGGGGCACGGGGCCUGCCACCCUGGGGCCGGCCCAGCCCUUCUUCAAGGAGGAGAAGGAGAGCGGCGGGGAGGCGGCGGGCGGGCCCCCGGCCAGCCUGUGCAAGCUGGAGGGCGGCGAGGAGCUGGAGGAAGAGCUGGGGGGAUCCGCCACCUACGGCCACCAGGAGCAGUCCCAGAUCAUCGUGGAGGUGAACCUCAACAACCAGACGCUGCACGUGUCCACGACGCCCGAGGGGAAGCCGGGUGCUGCCACGGGCCCGGCCACCAUGGUGCUGGGCCGGGAGGACGGGCUGCAAAGACACUCGGAGGAGGAGGAGGAGGAGGAGGAGGAGGACCGUGAGGGAGAGGAGGAAGAGGAAGGGGAAGAAGAGGAGGGUGGUGGUAGUGGAAGGGAGGAGGACGAGGAGGAAGGUGGCAGUCAGGGGGAGGAGGAGGAGGAGGAGGAAGAUGAAGGGCACAGUGAACAGGAGGAGGAUGAGGAGGAGGAAGAGGAAGGACAUAGUGAGCAGGAUCAAGAGAGCUCGGAAGAGGAGGAGGAAGAGGAGGAGGAGGGAGAAGAAGAAGGGGAGGUGGGAGUCAGACGGGGGCCAGCGGGGCGCAGGGCCAGCCGGGCAGAGCCCCUUCCCCACAGUCGCAUGGCCACGCGGUCCCGGGAGAAUGCCCAGCGCCGGGCCCCCCCUGAGGAGCCCGAGGAGGCCAGGCAGUGUGGCGGGAAGAGGCCCAAGCAGCCCCCCGGGGCGGGCCCCGCACCGGCUCGAGGGCCCCAGGCCACCGACGGGCUGGGGGCCAAGGUGAAGCUGGAGGAGAAGCAGCACCACCCGUGCCAGAAGUGCCCGCGCGUGUUCAACAACCGCUGGUACCUGGAGAAGCACAUGAACGUGACCCACAGCCGCAUGCAGAUCUGCGACCAGUGCGGCAAGCGCUUCCUGCUGGAGAGCGAGCUGCUGCUGCACCGGCAGACGGACUGCGAGCGCAACAUCCAGUGCGUGACGUGCGGCAAAGCGUUUAAGAAGCUGUGGUCCCUCCACGAGCACAACAAGAUUGUGCACGGCUACGCGGAGAAGAAGUUCUCGUGUGAGAUCUGCGAGAAGAAGUUCUACACCAUGGCCCAUGUGCGCAAGCACAUGGUGGCUCACACCAAGGACAUGCCCUUCACCUGCGAGACCUGCGGGAAGUCCUUCAAGCGGAGCAUGUCCCUCAAGGUGCACUCCCUGCAGCACUCGGGGGAGAAGCCCUUCCGAUGUGAGAACUGCAACGAGCGCUUCCAGUAUAAGUACCAGCUGCGGUCCCACAUGAGCAUCCACAUCGGCCACAAGCAGUUCAUGUGCCAGUGGUGCGGCAAGGACUUCAACAUGAAGCAGUACUUCGACGAGCACAUGAAGACCCACACGGGGGAGAAACCCUACAUCUGCGAGAUCUGCGGCAAGAGCUUCACCAGCCGGCCCAACAUGAAGCGGCACCGGCGCACCCACACGGGCGAGAAGCCCUACCCCUGCGACGUGUGCGGCCAGCGCUUCCGCUUCUCCAACAUGCUCAAGGCCCACAAGGAGAAGUGCUUCCGCGUCAGCCUCCCGCUGGCCGCCGACGGGCCCCCCUCGGCGCCCGGCCUGCCCCCCGCCCAGCCUCAGCCUCCCGCCCUGCCCCUGCUGCCCGGCCUGCCCCAGACCCUGCCCCAGACCCUGCCCCCGCCGCCCCACCUGCCCGCCCCGCCUCCCCUCUUCCCCACCGCGGCCAGCAGCGGCGGGAGGAUGAGCGCCAGCAGCCAGCCCUGACCCCCCCCCCCACACACACACACACACGCAGGACCUGGAGCCGGGGCCGUGGGAGCGGCACAGCAGCAUGGGCAAGGGUGCAGGCCGGCUGGCCCCCCAGAGCUGGUGGAGGACACCCCGCUCCCGAGCGCCCCCUUUCAGUGACUCCUUUUGAAGCCUUUCCCUUUCUUUGGAAGUGAAGGAAAAAAGAGAGGAAACUCUUUGCAGUACCCCCUCCCCCCCUCCAGGUGAGGGGGGCGUUGGAGGCAGCAGGGACGGGGGGAGGGGCGGCCGGGAGCGCAGGUGUGACCGGUCACUCUCCUGAGCCUGAGCCCCAGGGGCGGUCCAGGUGGAGCCUGGGCCAGCCUCGGGCGCAUCCCUGCCUCCCCUGUGUCCCCCGACUGGCUUCCUCGUCCUAAAGGGUUUGGGGUGCCAGCCCCCUUCCCCCCCCCCCCCCCCCCCCCCGGGGAAUGGUUGUGGACUCAGUCUGAGGAAUGUGGACACUGAGGCAGGGGCUUGAGACCGAAUGCCCAGGAGCGUGUUGGGAGGGUGGGGCUUGGUGAGGCAUGAAGGCUUCAGACCUAGCUCUGCACCAUGGGGAGUGGGGCAGGCAGGGCGGGGCUGGACCCCGGGCAUUUGCUUUGCCUGCCCACAGCCCUGCCAGCAAGCACAGGGGUCCCCGACCCGCUCCAGGCUGCCCCCGUCUGCCCACGCCAGGCCUCCAGGUGGCUCCCCCAGCACCAGCUCCCAGGGGCUGCAGUCCCCAUGGGUGGGCCCCGGGGGCAGGGCCUAGGGGGAGGCUUGGCCAAGCGUUCCGAGGUUUCAAGGUGCUAUCAGGGGGGCCGGGGGCAGAGCUGCUGGUCGCAGAGCACCCGCCCCUCACCAGCUGUCCCAGCCCUGUCUCCCACGCUAAGAGGAGGCGGGUAUGUCUGUCCGUCAUGCUCCCGGAAGGCAAUGCCAGGCCUCGCCCUCGCCUGGCCCUGCAGCCACAACCUGCCCAUGGCCAGUGUCCAGCACCCAUGUCCCUCUGGGCCUCUGCGUCGGUGGCCGGGUGCCUGCGGCAUUGUCAGUGAGAGGAGCCUGCACAGUCAGGCCCCGCGUCUGGGCAGGGUCCUAGGGGAGUCCCUGCCUGUGCCCCAUGCUUGCCUGCACGAGGCCAGCACUAAUAGGUCACCCUUUUUGUUGUUGUUGUCAUUUAACACCUCCAUUCCUGCCCUUAGAACGGGGAGGAAGUUUCCAUAAGCUACGUUUCCUAGUUAAGCUCUUUCCCGUUGUGUUUAUACGGUUUUGUUUGUUAUACUCUUUGCACCUUAAACCCCCACCACGACUCCCCCCACACCACCGCCCUCCCAGCGUGGCUGGAGUGGGAACAGGCCUGAGCCCAGGGCGGGUGACGGGGGCGUGACUGGGCCCCAUCGGCCUAAGGGGCUGAGGGGGUUAGAACCCCCACCGACCUCCUUGUGAGGCCCUCGGCGCCGGGGCAGGGGGUUGGACACAUUUUAAUCAUCAAUAAACGAAGCACUUUAUUCUGUAC